UAGAAUCCGAAUCGAUUCCUGUGGCGACGCGCUUCCCGGAGCUCGCCAUUAGGGGUCCCCUGCCCGGCUCCGCUUCAGACAUUCUCCUCCCUUUCCUUCCCACGUGGUUGCAGAUGGCCGCGUCCACAGCCAGCCGGGAAGAGCUUUGCGCGCUGUAGGGGAGAGGCGGGAAGAAAUUGCCUGGCUCACUCGAGGUGAUUGUGGCAGGGGAAAAGAUCUCCAAAGCCUUUGAGCCGUGAGUUGUCUCCUGACGGAAACUGCAGACCCCAGCCAUGGCUGAAGGGGGCGCCGGUGGGAACCAGCCUCCCCGUGAGCCUCCCCAAAACCUUCAGGGCUUGCUGCAGAUGGCAGUCAUGGCAGGGAAUGCUGAGUCCGCCCCGCUGGAGCCCAUGUCCAAUGAGCGGAGGCAGUGGCUGCAGGAGGCGAUGGUGGAGGCGUUUCGGGGCCAAGUGGACGAGAUAGAACAGAUGAAGGAGUGUUUGCGGGUGUUGGAGGCAACAACGCCUGGAACGGGAAGCCAGGAGAGUUUGGAGGACGCCCAUUCAGACCGGGCAAACAGAGAGGAAGCGUUGGAUCUUCUGGCAGAGUUGUGUGAAAACCUGGAUAAUGCUGCGGAUUUCUGUAAACUGGAGGGCAUGCGGCUUCUGGCCCACCGCUAUUUGGAGCACGAGGAGGAGGAGCUGCGCUGGCGAGCGGCCCACCUGGUGGGCACCUGUGCCCAAAAUGUGCCCAAGGUGCAGGAACAAGCUUUGGCACUGGGCUGCAUGAGGAAGCUCUUGCGGCUACUGGACCACGAUCCCAGCGAGGCCGUCCGAAUCAAAGCGCUCUUCGCUAUCUCCUGCUUGGUGAGAGCUCAGGAAGCUGGUCUGCUGCAGUUCCUGCGCCUUGACGGGUUCUCUGUUCUUAUGAGGGCCAUGCAGAGCAAUGUGGAGAAGCUGAAAGUGAAAUCGGCCUUCCUUUUGCAGAACCUUCUCAUUGAUCACCCGGAACAGAAAGAAACACUCUGUUCGAUGGGAAUGGUCCAGCAGCUGGUGGCCCUGAUCCGGACUGAACACAGCACUUUCCACGAACACGUCUUGGGAGCCUUGUGCAGCCUGGUGACAGAUUUCCCUGAGGGGGUCCAAGAGUGUCAACAGCCAGAACUGGCCCUUGAGGAGCUGCUAAAAGAGCGGUGCCAGCAACUGAAGGAGCAGGAGGAGUUCCAGGAGGAGCUGGAUUUCUGUGAGACUUUGCUACGCCUUUGCUUUCAAAGCCAACCUGAUGAAAACAACAUGGACCGGUAACUUGGCUUCCCGGACCCUUGUUCGACACUGUUGGAAGCUCUCGCUUAUACUUGGAGCGCUGUCAGUUGGAAACACUUUAUGGAAACGCCCGUGUUUAUCCUACAUUCACUGGAGGAACUGGAGGUGUCUCUGUAGUGAGAGAGAUGGCUUGUUAGCCUCACGAUUGGCAGGAAGACACUUUCAUAAGCUGUCACUGUGUAACUUCCUCUUCCUCACCCUGCAGAACCGUUCCUCGGCCGCGGUUCCGCUGUCCGUCUAGCCUCACCCAAAUCGUUCACAAACAGGUAGCUGAGCAGCCAUCGUUGGGACGUGGCUCUGAAAAUCCCCCCUGUUUAAUUGGUAAAUGAAGCCGGUUCCUACAGAUACACGUCUCGUUUGUCAAAGAUGAGAUCGUUAUCGAGGUGGGGAGGGUUGCAUGCCUUUAUUUCCUGUAUCUGAAAUUGUGGCAAAAGCAGAUGGGGGUUAAUUGCCCUGUGGAGAAAGGGCACUGAAUUGCCACUGCAGGGCCCAGAGUGCUUGAGGGAGCUCUUCUCCACAGCGACAAGGCUUUGGAGAGUGUCAGCAUGAAGGAUCCAGAUCUACUCUUGUGGCUGCAAUUGCCAGAGAGACGACAGGGCUUUGGAUCUGCUCUUCACCUCGAUGGACAAUAAUCGGUGUCCCUUUGUUCCCUCAUUGGCUUCUCUCCUCUCGGUGUAUCCCAGCAGCCUCCGCCAUUCCCACCGCUCUGCUGUUGCUGUGUUUGCUUACUCCUUAUUUUUUUAAAGAAACAACAGGUUUCUGGUUUUGAGUGAUAAGUCUGGCAUGUUUCAUUUUUUCCU
This is a messenger RNA of Gekko japonicus, 2101 nucleotides long. It is a transcript of the gene HSPBP1, whose product is annotated as HSPA (heat shock 70kDa) binding protein, cytoplasmic cochaperone 1. Gene Ontology annotation, molecular function: protein binding. The transcript is spliced from 9 exons. Lineage: Eukaryota; Metazoa; Chordata; Lepidosauria; Squamata; Gekkonidae. Bases 273 to 1283 code for a protein of 336 amino acids. The record is from RefSeq and is a predicted model, not a curated record.